AUGGAGCAAUUUCAAGUGGGAUUCAGAUUUUCUCCGUCCGAGGAAGAACUCGUCAAUAAUCACCUGAUGAGAAAGGUACUUGGAUACGCUGACAAUUGUCUCAUCCCCGACCUCGAGGAUUUCUAUGCAUGCGAUCCUUGGGAUUUACCGGGAGUGUAUCAAGAAAUAUCGAACGUUCCAUCGGAUGGGAGGGACUGGUACUUCUUGUGCCCUUCGCCUUACCUAGCCCAAAAGAGCGAGCGUGUGAAAAGGAAGACAAGGAGCGGUAAUUGGAAGAUUACAAGCCAAAGGGAUGAUAUCAAAAGCCGAACCACCGGGGUUUUAAUAGGCACGAAAAGGAUUUUGACCUUUUACAGAAGUCGAGUCAAGACUGGAUGGGUCUUGCACGAAUAUCACCUGAAUCCCGAACUUCUCGAUGGAUACUCUUCAACCCUUCAGAUACCGUACAUCCUCUGUCGCUUGAAGAGGAAACCAAGUGAAAGCUUGGAUGUUUCACCAAGCUUUGAAGGAGGUUCAAGUGUAACCGAUGACACUCCGGUUGCUUCUCAACAUGAGUCAACAGAAGACACAGAUCAGGAGUCAUCGUAUCAAGCAGCACUAGGAUCACUCUCCCAAUUGGAGAUGCUCGGCAACCUACCGAACGACUACCCGCAUUACUCUUACCAUCCGCUGCCCCACUUGUACGACAACAGCCAGGGCAAUGAUUUCUAUAAUCCUUGGAGCUGAAGAAUCGCCACUCUUAGCUCUUCGACAUGGUGGCUCUGCAGGAUCUUUGUGUUAAGAGAGUUUUCAUGUACUGUAAGCGUGCUGUAUUUUGUGUGCCUAUGUAUAAUUUGAGUUUGAGAACUACUAUACUGCAUAUUCUGUAAUAGGCUUGCGA
Molecule: messenger RNA, 880 nt
Organism: Syzygium oleosum
Lineage: Eukaryota; Viridiplantae; Streptophyta; Magnoliopsida; Myrtales; Myrtaceae
Product: protein NTM1-like 9
Exons: 5
Coding region: 1-726 (241 amino acids)
Biological process (GO): regulation of DNA-templated transcription
Molecular function (GO): DNA binding
Source: RefSeq, a predicted model, not a curated record